AUGUCUUCUAGGCGCCACUCGCUCAGCGGCCCGCCGCCACUCACCGGCACUGAGUCGGCUCAGAACCUCCGACAGCGAGUCAUCACGUGCCUCAACAAACUCUCCGACCGCGACACGUUCGCCGGCGCUUCCGCGGAACUCGAGUCCAUCGCCCGAACCCUAAGCCACGACUCAUUCUCCUCUUUCCUAUCCUGCAUUCACAACACGGACUCGUCUUCCAAAUCUCCGGUUCGCAAACAAUGCGUUCAUCUCUUAAAAAUUCUCUCGCGCUGCCACGGCGACGCUCUCUCCUCGUUUCUUCCGAAGAUGCUAGCCACCGUGCUCCGUCGCCUCCGUGACACUGACUCUGCCGUGCGAUCCGCGUGCGUGGACGCCGUCGCGGUGAUGUCGUCGCGGAUCACACGGCCGCCGUUCGCCGCCGCGUUCCUGCGGCCGCUCAUGGACGCUCUGGCGCAGGAGCAGGACACCAACGCGCAGAUCGGCGCCGCGCUGUGCCUCGCGGCGGCUGUCGAGGCGGCGCCGGACCCCGACGCGGAGGCGCUCCGGCGGAGCGCGCUACCGCGGCUCGGGAAGCUUGUGAAGAGCGACGUGUGUCGGGCGCGGGCGGCGCUGCUGGUGCUGAUCGGAAGCGUAGCCGCCGUCGGCGGCGCGUCGAGCCGUACUGCAAUGAACUGGCUCGUGCCGUGCCUCGUCGAGUUUCUCGGCAGUGAGGACUGGACGGUGAGGAAAGCCGCGGCGGAGGCGCUGACGAAGGCGGCUUCGGUGGAGGGAGACUUGGCGUCGCAGCACAAGGUUCUAUGUUUGGAUUCUUUGCAGAAUCGGAGGUUUGAUAAGAUCAAAGUAGUUCGAGAGACUAUGAAUCGUGCUUUGGAGACGUGGAGGGAGGUAACCGAGGAUGCUCCCGCUUCGGUUAAGUCUGAAUGUGAUUCUGUUGGCACGGAUGACGGUAGAGGUCAGCGAGUCACUAAAAGUUCACCCAGUGUUGGCUCUAAGUCUUCUAAAACAGUCCCUGUUAGCAGGUCUCCUCCGUCUGCGGUUUCAUUCAUGUCCUCCAUAAAAAGAGAAAACUUUCUGAAGAGUAAUGAAAAGAAUUCAAGGAUGCGAACAACAUUGCAUCAGCAGGCUCAUGAGAAGGCUUCAGUUGAGAAACUUGAAAGUCCGUUAUCGAGGUCCUCCCACUCAAACAUGUCUAGGGAAGAUGGUAUUAAAAGGUGUGAUUUAGAAAUUUCUAAGCCAACCCCACAUGAAAAUGGGGUAAAUUCGAGGGCAGAGAUAAAGCGUGCUCUCUUUAGCAAGAUGUCCGAUGAAAAAGUGAAGAGAUUCAAUGGUUUGAAAUCUCGUGUUGUUCCAUGUUAUGAUGAUGAUCUUGACGCUGAUGUUGUAGAGAACAGUGCAAAUGAUAUUUGUCACAACCCACAAGAUGUUGAGGAUUUUUCUCUGAUUCGUGAACAACUUAUUCAAAUUGAAAACCAGCAAACAAAUCUAUUAGAAACCCUCCAGAGAUUUAUUGGAAGCUCCCAAAGUGGUAUGAAUUCUCUGGAGUCACGGGUACAUGGCCUAGAGAUGGCCCUGGAUGAAAUUUCAUAUGAUUUGGCAGUUUCAAGCGGGCGGUUUUCCAAUACUGAUGUCACAGAAGACACGUGUUGCAAGCUACCUGGUACUGACUUUUUGAGCUCUAAAUUUUGGAAGAAGACAGAAGGUCGGUAUGGCACAUCAAAGUUCUCUUUAGGGAACAUAGCAUCAACAAAUGGUGUCAUUGAUGCAACAACCAAUAAAGAUGGAAGCAAAGAAAUAUUAACUGCAAAUAGCAAUAGAUUGCUGCAUGGUAAGAGUGGGUAUUUUGUGAAUCCAUUGACAGAAAUUCAAUGCAAUUUUAAAGGGCGUCAUACGUAUACAAUGUCUAAAACCAUGGCGCAUGAUGCCAUGAGAGCACAAACUCAUAAAGCCAGCACAUAUGAAGGCAUUCAUCCAGCUGCGGAAGCACGGAGGAACCAGAAUAUCAGGUCAUCCGUGUAG
Sphenostylis stenocarpa is the source of this 2016-nucleotide messenger RNA. Lineage: Eukaryota; Viridiplantae; Streptophyta; Magnoliopsida; Fabales; Fabaceae. The record is from the annotation of a GenBank genome assembly.